Messenger RNA from Cottoperca gobio, 2064 nucleotides. RefSeq names its product CWF19-like protein 1. Gene Ontology annotation, cellular component: post-mRNA release spliceosomal complex. Gene Ontology annotation, biological process: mRNA splicing, via spliceosome. The record is from RefSeq and is a predicted model, not a curated record. Gene Ontology annotation, molecular function: RNA lariat debranching enzyme activator activity. NCBI's taxonomy places the organism in Eukaryota, Metazoa, Chordata, Actinopteri, Perciformes, Bovichtidae.
CCGGAGGCCGAAGCAGAGUGGCAACAGUACAAAACUGGAGCCAAGAAAGCUCCCAUCCACACUUACAUCCUCGGAGCAGCGAGCCAGGACACGGCGAAGAGUUUCUCCAGCGCUGAAGGCGGCGAGCUGGCUGACAACAUCACGUAUCUGGGAAGGCGCGGCGUGUUUACAGGCGUGUCGGGAUUACAGAUAGCCUACGUCAGCGGCCGGGAGGCGCUGCAGGAGCCGGCCCCCGCUCACUGCUUCACAUCCAAAGAUCUGUCGGCCCUCGUGGCCCCGCUGACCAGCAGCUCCAAGUUCAGAGGAGUCGACAUCCUGCUGACGUCACAGUGGCCCCGAGGAGUGUGGCACUACGGAAACAACCCGGAAGUGAACACAAAGUUCUGCGGGAGCAGCUCCGUCGCUAAACUUGCCGACCACCUGAAACCAAGAUACCACUUUGCUGCACUAGAGGGCGCUCACUACGAAAGACCUCCUUUCAGGAAUCAUGUUAUUCUCCAGGAAAAUGCUCAGCACGUCAGCCGCUUCAUCGCCCUGGCAACCGUCAACAACCCCGCCAAGCAGAAGUAUUUGUACGCCUUCAACAUAAUCCCCAUGAAGACCAUGGUGGCAUCAGAGCUGGUGAAGCAGCCGCAGGACGUGACAGAAAACCCCUACAGGUUCUCCACCAAAGACAAGACGGGCAAACAAAAGACGGGCUUCAGCACCGAGGAGGAGGAGGAGCCGGCCCAUCAGUUCUUCUUUGACCUGAGCAACAAGCAGGGCGGGGGCUUUCGGGGCCGCGGCAGGAAGAGACACACAGACGGAGAAGGACGAGGACAAGACCAGCAGCGCGACGGAGGAGAUCACCAUGGACAGCACAAGCAGCCGCGCCGGCCCCCUCAGCCCACCGGUCCCUGCUGGUUCUGCCUGGCCAGCCCUCAGGUGGAGAAACAUCUGGUCAUCAGCAUAGGAACACAUUGUUACCUGGCGCUGGCUAAAGGCAGCCUGACUCCUCAACACAUGCUGAUCCUGCCCAUCGGUCACUACCAGUCUGUGGUGGAGCUGAGCGCAGAGGUGGUGCUGGAGAUGGACAAGUACAAGACGGCCCUGAAGAGCUUCUACAAGAGCAAAGGAGAGCGCUGUGUGCUGUUUGAGAGGAACUACAGGAGCCAACACCUGCAGCUGCAGGUCGUCCCGGUGCCGCUGAAUCGCUGCACCACCGAGGACAUCAAGGAGGCGUUCAUGGUCCAGGCUCAGGAACAGCAGAUGGAGCUGAUGGAGAUUCCUGAACACACCGACCUCAAACAGAUUGCUCCUCCAGGGACUCCGUACUUCUACGUGGAGUUGGACACGGGGGAGAAGCUCUACUAUCGCAUCCACAAACAUUUCCCUCUGCAGUUCGGAAGGGAGGUUCUGGCCAGCGAGGCGAUGCUGAACAUCCCGACUCGAGCUGACUGGAGGGAGUGUAAACAGAGCAGAGAGGAGGAGGAGGAGAGCUGCAAAAAGCUGAGAGACGACUUCAAGCCAUACGACUUCGCCUUGGAAGACUAACACACACACACACACACACACAAUAGUAUAAAGGAAUAGUUUGCCUGUAUGCUUUCUGCCGUUGGAGGAUGGAGGUCUACUAUUCCUUUAAAUCAGCUUAUUGGUGUUUUCGUACCAGUGUUUUCUUUUUUAAUACUAUUUGACAGUUGUUGCUGGUGAAAGUGCGGAGGCAACCGUUUUAUAAGUAAGGAUUGUGAAAGCCUCAGUUUCUUAACGAGUUUACAUUUUUUUACAUUUCUUUUCUUGAAUUCGGUUAAAAUUCUUCGGGAUGUGUAGAAAGGUUUGCAAACAGCUGUCUGUUGGUUUGAGAAGAUGUUUAUUAUUCCUGAUAGAUAAAGGACAAAAGAAAAAUCCACUUCCUGUUUGUGCUCCUUCACAAUAAAAGCUGAAAUCAAUAGACACUGAAAACAGCUAAGCAACUUUUUCUACAGAUUACAUGGAGGCUCUUUUGUUUUAACCUCCACUCUGGGGGGAACUUUGUUUUUAAAUGUAUUUUGUAAUUUAAAGUACAAUAAAACUCUUAUUUUGGGA